Contarinia nasturtii (swede midge) is the source of this 1353-nucleotide messenger RNA. RefSeq names its product transcriptional repressor CTCF-like. Gene Ontology annotation, biological process: regulation of DNA-templated transcription. Bases 1 to 1353 code for a protein of 450 amino acids. NCBI's taxonomy places the organism in Eukaryota, Metazoa, Arthropoda, Insecta, Diptera, Cecidomyiidae. The record is from RefSeq and is a predicted model, not a curated record. Gene Ontology annotation, molecular function: DNA-binding transcription factor activity, RNA polymerase II-specific; RNA polymerase II cis-regulatory region sequence-specific DNA binding. The transcript has 4 exons.
AUGGAUUUGAAAAAGGAUAUGCGGAAGCAUACCGGUGAGAAACCGUUUCGUUGCGAGAUUUGUAUGAAGCGUUUUACACAGAAGAAUAGUCUAAAAACUCAUUUGAACAACAUCCACACCAGACUCAAUCCAAUUUUUCUCGCAAAAUAUAUAAAAGGUCGAGAUAAAAGAAUGUUGAGCUGGAGCGACGAAAUGGACAUAAUGCUUGCCGCAUUCGAUCGACAGGCAAAAGUCUCCUUGAAGAACAUUAAAAUGGCUCUCAAACGAACGGGAUUAUCAUUCAAUCCUGGAUUUAAGCAAUAUUUUCUGGAUGCUUCAUAUGAUCGGAUCAAAAAUACGUAUAAUCAAUUCGAAGUGAAUCAACUGUUUGAAGAACACAACGACUUUGGUGCAGACCUGUCUAUGGCUGAUAGGUCCCAGAUAUCGAGCUCAGUUUAUCAAAACGGCCAUUACAUGACCAAUUCGGUUGAAAUCAUCGACUCAAGCGAUGAAGACGAUGGUACAAUGUAUCCCAAAGUGGAACCUUCAGAGACCACCUCUCCUUUUCAAUACAAUAACAUUGGCGCAACCUCUGAAUUGAACGAUUUCUUUCAAAAUGACGACGAAGGAAGCUACAAUGAAAUGCCAGAGACAUACUCAAAUGGUCUAAACGGCCGAAAAGAUGUAACACAAAGCAAAGCUAGACGUCGCAACAAAAUCAUUAAUCAUAAUGAAAUGAAAGCAGAAGAAGCGGAAAUGGAUGAUGGCUUCAACUCGAGUCUCUGCGAUUUGAAUUACGAUAUGGAUACCACGAACGAACCAACAUCUACUGUUACAUCGAACAAUCGACCAAACUUCGUUGAUGCCACCGGAAAAAUGCAAUCACGCCCGACUCCAAGAUCAUUGGGCAAAAAGAAGCCAUCAAACCAGUUCGAGGUGAAGAAGCGAUUCACGUGCGACCUUUGUGAAUAUUCUAGUAAUCGCAAGGGGGACCUCAAGAAACACACGCGUACUCAUACAGGCGAGAAGCCAUAUCAAUGUGAUAUUUGCCGCAAAGAAUUCACAAAUAUGCAGUCCUUGAAGAACCACAAAUUGACUCACACAGAGGAAUUUCCGUUCCAUUGCCGUGGCUGUUUUGAAGGAUUUCCCCAGAAAACCGAAAGAGAUGACCACGAAAAAUUGUGCAAGGCGCGUUGUUAUGAAUGCCAUAUAUGCAAGAAGUUUGUCAAUGUAGGUAUAACUCAUUUGAAAAGACAUAUGCUAAAGCAUAACGGUAAAAAAUCAUUCCGAUGCGAAAUUUGUAUGAAGAGCUUUACACAGAAAUGUAAUCUGAAAGCUCAUUUGAAGACCAUUCACAGCAGAAUCAACGCAUAA